Molecule: messenger RNA, 234 nt
Organism: Penicillium lagena
Lineage: Eukaryota; Fungi; Ascomycota; Eurotiomycetes; Eurotiales; Aspergillaceae
Exons: 1
Coding region: 1-234 (77 amino acids)
Source: RefSeq, a predicted model, not a curated record
AUGAGAUGGCCAGGAUCCGACGACUCAAAUGGCUCACGCGCCAUCGACCCGCUUUGUUCAGAGACGCGAUCUAGUGAGGUUCGGGGGCUCCACAGCUGGUACACUAGGGAGCGCGGCAGAUCGGAUACCUCCCUUACAGACCAAGGAGAACCCGUGAAUUCUCGCCCCUCCGUGGGGCAACAACUGCAUCAUGGCCAGCCACGACGCGGACGCGGUUACUUGGGAAACGCGUGA